This is a messenger RNA of Mytilus trossulus (common blue mussel), 3105 nucleotides long. RefSeq lists its product as uncharacterized. Bases 1 to 3105 code for a protein of 1034 amino acids. The record is from RefSeq and is a predicted model, not a curated record. The transcript has a single exon. Lineage: Eukaryota; Metazoa; Mollusca; Bivalvia; Mytilida; Mytilidae. Gene Ontology annotation, molecular function: ATP hydrolysis activity; DNA helicase activity. Gene Ontology annotation, biological process: DNA repair; telomere maintenance.
AUGGACAUACAAUUUAUCACAGAUGCAUAUUCAUGUGUAAUGUAUAUUAUAUCUUACAUUUCCAAAGCAGAGAGAGAGAUGGGGAUAGUAUUAGAAAACGCAAGCAAAGAGGCAGCAGCAGGCAAUUGUGGUGCACAACAGGCUAUGAAGAAGAUCGGGGGAGCAUACUUUCGCCAACGGGAAGUUAGUGCACAAGAAGCCGUUUAUAGAGUGUGUGGCUUACACCUGAAAGAAAGUUCUAGGAAAGUGCAGUUUGUUCCUGUUGGUGAAAAUCAAGUUAAAAUGAGUCUCCCAUUAAAUGUGAUCAUGAAGAAAGCGGAACAACUGCAGGACAAUGAUAUUUGGAUGCUGUCCCUAUAUGAUAGAUAUAAGGCAAGACCAGUGGAUAUUGUGUUUGAGAAUGUAUGCUAUGCAUCUUUUUGUUCGGAGUACCGUGUUCUUUCACCAUCUCAAAUACCGCAACAUCCUGUGAAGUGCCAGGUCUACAACUUACAACAUGAAUAUGGAUGCAUCCAAAAACGGUCUAGGACUGAUUCAGCAGUAAUUAAAUACCCUAGAUUUACACAAGAAAAAUACCCUGAGUUACAUUUUCAUGCCAAUCUUCAGCUGUUUUUGCCACACAGGUUAGAAAGUCAAUUAAAACCUAUCAAAUUUAAAACAUACGAAGAAAUGUUUAUGAAUGGUUUUGUAACAAUACCACCAGCAAAGCAACCAGUUAGUGUAAAAUCCAUUGUCGAUACCAACAGACUAUUAUUUGAACAAAAUGUUGAAGACUUGGAUGAGGCAGAGGAGUUGUUACAAGCUGAAGGAACACAAGAAGAUGCAUGGGCUUUAAUCGCGCCUGAAGCAGAGGCUGAGCGAUUGGACGGAGAACUUAGCAGAGAAGAGUUGUGUGAAAAAGAAAUUGAAAUUGAAAUACCUGAAUUAGAUACUUCUACUCGAAGAACUAAUAAAGGCCAUGAUAUUGAAAUAAGGCAAACAUUAUUUCCUGGUCCACAAAUGAAAACCUAUAUUCAACAACUUAAUACAGAACAAAAGGGUAUUUUUUACAGAAUACGACAGUGGUGUAUUGACAAGGUGAAUUCUAAGGAUCCUGAACCAUUCAGAGUCUUUAUAAAUGGAGGUGCCGGCACAGGGAAAAGUCAUUUGAUAAAGUGCAUGUAUUAUGAAAUGAACAAAAUACUAUCACCUCAUUCUGCAAAUCCUGACGAUAUAGUUGUCCUUUUAACAGCUCCUACAGCAACUGCAGCUUACAAUAUUGGAGGUACAACACUUCAUCAAGCCUUUUCCCUACCAAAAUCUCUACAUCUUCCAUAUAUCUACCUUAGAGAUGAUGCAAUUAACAAACUUCGUUCUAAAUUGCAGAAUAUGUGUAUACUGAUAAUUGACGAAAUAUCUAUGGUCGGUCAACCAGUCCUUUUGUAUAUAAGUGAGAGAUUGCGACAAAUAAAACAGAGUAGAAAUGCUCCUUUUGGUAAUAUUUGUGUUAUAGCAGUUGGUGACUUUUAUCAGUUGCCACCUGUUAAACAGAAGUCUCUCUAUAAUUUAAAGCCUGACAGCCAAUUUCCGCUUUGGAGUUCUAACUUCUCCAUAGUAGAACUAAAACAGAUCAUGAGACAAAAGGACGAUUUGAUGUUUGCACAGUUACUCAACCGUUUGCGUGUUAAAAAGAAAAGUGACUGUUUACGGUUAGAUGACAAAGCCAUUUUAGAGUCAUGUGAACAACACACAGUCCCACCUGAAACACUGCACAUAUUUGGAACUAACAAGGAAGUUGCUGAACACAACACCCAGAUGAUUGAAUCAGUUUGUCCAAUAACCCAAACUGUUGACGCACUGGAUUAUGAUAAACAUCCUCAGACAGGUAGACUUAAAGUGAGAGAGGUGCCCUAUGAAACUAAGUAUGAUUUUUUACCAGCACACUUGGUAAUUGGCCAAAAAGCAAGAGUUAUGCUCUUGAGGAAUGUAGAUUUAACUUGUGGUUUAGUCAAUGGAGCAAUGGGCACUGUUACUGAUGUUUUACCCCCAAAACCAGGGUUUUCCACGCCACAAGGUGUCAUGGUACUUUUUGACAAUGAGAAAAUUGGUCAAAGUAAAAAACAUCCUAGCUCUAAACAUCAGCCUACUAAAAUUUCGAUGUUUGAGGAAAAUCUUGAAAAAAAUGCAGUGAGGUAUCAGUUUCCACUUCAAUUGUCGUGGGCUUGUACCAUUCAUAAAGUGCAGGGCAUAACUACAGAUAAAGCUGUUGUUUCUCUAAAACAUAUCUUUGCUGCAGGUAUGACAUACGUGGCUCUUAGUCGUGUUACAUCAAUGGCUGGGCUCGUCAUUAAAGAUUUUGACGAAAAACACAUAUAUUGUAAUGAACAAAUCAGUAAGGCUCUCCAACAAAUGCCUCAGUUUUUGACGGCUAAAGACAGAACAAUUGAGCAAAAUGAGCUGGUUGUAGUCCUUCAUAAUAUCCAAGGACUAAUUCCACACAUUAACGAUAUCAGAGCUAAUUCUGACAUUUCAAAUGCAAAUUUCAUUUGUUUGACUGAAACAUGGUUGGAAAAGAAGUCUCUCUUCCCAUCAUUGGAUGGUUUUAACUUUUUGCAUAAAGAGAGAUAUUCUUCUUAUACAUCGGCAAAAGCUUUAUUUCAAGAACUUCAACAAAAAAAACACGGCGGUGUAGGAAUUUACGUGCAAAAUCAACAUCAUUGCUGUCCGCUGACAGUCGAUUCUAUGAAUAUAGAAUGUUUAGUUACAUACAUCAAGGAAAUCAAUACCAAUUUAGUCCUUGUUUAUAAACCAGAGACAUACACUACAUCAGUGUUUCUACAGGAAUUAUAUGAAGUGCUUAUUUCUAUACCCCUCGAGGAUGUAAAUACGUCGACAUUAGUGUUAGGAGACUUCAAUCAGGAUAUUCUGAAGACAAACUCAUCUAUUAAAGAGUUCAUGGCGAUUCAAGGUUUCGCACAAAUAGUUUCCAAUCCAACAACAGAUGGAGACACACUAAUUGACCAUGUCUACCUUAAUGGUAAUUUAAAGAUUUCUGUAGAAGUUAUGCAAACGUACUACAGUUACCAUAACAUGGUGUCAUUGCGAAUUAAACUUCCGACCUUAUAG